Molecule: messenger RNA, 2779 nt
Organism: Schistosoma rodhaini
Lineage: Eukaryota; Metazoa; Platyhelminthes; Trematoda; Strigeidida; Schistosomatidae
Source: the annotation of a GenBank genome assembly
AUCAACAUCUUUCUCAAUCUAUAAAUCAAUCAAGUCAGUCCUACGAAACACAGGUUCUAUGUAAUAUCUUUUAAAACAUAUAUUACUUAAUCAAUCAUUCUGAUUUGAUCAAAAUAUUUUCUCAUGUCUAGUGAUAUAAUAACAAAUCCAACACUUAGUGAGAAUGGAUAUGCAUAUAAACAUUUUCAAAAAAUUAGCGAUUAUAACUCUUACAAGAGUCCAAAUAUAAAUUCUAUUUCAUCUGAUAAAGCAGUAAAGUCAUGGGAUUUAGAUCCACCCUAUCACCCUGAUUUGCUUGAAGAAUAUUAUCCAAAUGACUGGAAAUAUGACAACACCACAGAAAAUGAUCGUAAUAUACACAUAGAUACAGAAACUAUGGCUAAUCCGUACAGUGACACAAUAAACUAUCCUACGGAACAUGAUGACGACCAUAUGAACAAAAAUGUUGAAAAUUAUGAUAAUCUGAACCGUAUGGCGGCUGAUCCUUUUUUGACAAGUUAUACUGAGGACUAUAAACCUUAUGGUAAAUUUUAUAGAGAAGACCCGAUUAUACCCCUCUCACAGUGGGAAUCACCUCAUGACAAUGAUUUACUAGAUAGUACUUAUCAAGAUGAUUACCAGCCCUACAAGUUGGAUAAAGUUAAUGAUUAUAGACCUAGAGAGUUUUAUUUACCUCCACAAGAACCUAUGGACACAAACACUACCUACAAUCUAGACUACCCACCCCGUUAUUCCCAGAUGGAAAAGAGUUUUAAACCAUACGAAUCCUAUGUACCUCCUUCAGUGCCAAUGUCGAACAUUACAAGCUAUCAGUUAGAAUAUGAGGAUCCUCCUUGGUCACCUAAAGAAAUGCCUUUCCGAAUGAAAGACCACGAAACGUUUCCAAAGGGUAAAUUUCAAAGUGAAACGAGUUAUAUCACAGACUACCCACCAAAAGUGGCUCAACCUGUUCACUCCUUCAAACCGUAUAGAAAGUAUAGAACGCCUACAGAGCCUAUGUUAAGCCAAACAAGUUAUCAAAUAGACUAUAUAUUCCAACCACGGUCGAAACCGACAUCUUACUCUCCCGUUUAUGUCUAUCAGCAACCUAAAGUACCAUUCCAGAAAAACACGAGUUAUUCCGAAGAGUUUCAACCUCAUCUAUUCUCAAAACCUGAAAGCUUUAAACCUGUUUAUGAGUACCGGAAACCUAGAAUGAAAAUGGAAAACAUUACUGCCUAUAGUUCAGACUACAGACCAUGGCACGUUAAAAAAGAUGACCCAUUCUAUCCCAAAGAUAAUAUUUAUUUGCCUCGUGUUAAUAAUGAAAUGAUUACGAGUUAUAUGGAUGAGUUUCCAUCUAGGUAUACACAAAAGUUAUAUCCUAUAAAACAAAAAGAAAACAGGUGGCUUAGUGAUGAAGCGUUAUCCAGUCAAACUACAUAUCUGAAUGACUUUAGACCAGUCACACCAGAACCAUCAAUGUCAUACAAACCUACGGAAGUUUAUAGGUCACCAAGUCUACCUGUGGUUUCACAGUCAUCUUAUGCUGAGGACUUCAUUCCGAGAUAUGCGAAAAAACGGGACCCAUUAUUGCCUAAAUCUAAUCUAAAAGUUUCAAAACUACCAAUGGAUAAGACUUCUUCAUAUUCAGAGGAAUUUCAAUACCGCAGAGCAAAGAAAACGGAGAAUUUAAAACCCAUAUAUCGUUACAAGCAUCCAAGUGUACCAUUUUCUGGUAAGACAAGUUAUCAGCUAGAAUUUUGUCCGCCAUCUAGAGAGUAUAAAUGUAACCAAAGCUGCCCACCAACCACACGUUAUUCAUAUAUGUAUCCUGCUACUAGGAUGAACAUGACAACUUCUUAUACUGAUGACUUUAGACCAAUAAAAAAUCCAUCAAGACUUCAACCAAUAGUAAAAGAAGAUAACCUUAAAAUAAAUUAUUUGAUCAACAACGACCUGAAAACAAGUUAUUCAACUGAUUAUGUGAAUUAUUAUGAACCAGAUAUAAAUCCGUACAAGAAUGAAGGUGAAUGUAUUCAACCCAGUGAAAAUGUUCACACUGAAACAACGAAUUCACGUAAUAUCUUACCAAAAGUAAACUUUCAGAACACUCUUUCUGAGACAAAAAAAUAUUCUCCACAAACUUCUGAUGGAAAUAAAGUAGAUAAUCAUUAUUCAAAUACAACAUACCAUCAAGGAUUUUCAAAACUACCACCUAUUCAACAAAUAAAUCAAUUCCGACCCCAGGAAUACUAUGUUCCACCAACAGUUAAAAUGUCAAAUGAAACAACUUAUUCAAGUGAUUAUAAAUGGCCCGAAUUUAUGGUCGGUGCUAAAAUAAAUUCAAAUAAUUAUAAUAAUGUAAACAGUUCAUAUGACUAUUCUGAUAAUAAUUCAAACAACCUCAAUCAAUAUUCUAAUAAUUCUGAAUUCACCAGUACUGAACUGUCCAAAUUUAAUAACACAACCGCUGAAAAUUCAAAUAUCUCACCUGAUUUGUGUCGUACAAAUAAUAAUCCCAAUUACAGCAAUCAGGAUAGUAGCGAGGAUGCUUUAGGUAAAUUUAUGAAUUUAAUGUCACAAAAUAGAACAGAUAUAUGAUUUAAAACUUUAUGUAUUCUAAAAUGUGGUUCAACCUUCUUUUAAGAAAGAAUUGUUAACAUAGUAAUGGGAAAACACGCUAGGAAAGUAAACAAUUUAUAACUAAAAGAAGAUACGUAUGUAGUCAUCGAAUAUUUUGAAACAUUAGAGAGCACAUUUUGUAUUAUUUUUCAAUAUAUAUUUUUUCUUUUAUUUA